GUUCAUUCUGCCACGCGCAAUGUCUAUCUCAUCGACACUCCUGGCUUUGACUACACGUACAAAACUGACAAGAACGUCCUGCGGUCUCUAGUUGCUUGGCUCUCUUUAACAUACAAGAACAACAUUUGUCUUCAUGGGGUUCUAUAUCUGCAUCGCAUUACCGACGUGCGAAUGCAAGGCUCUACCAAGGGUAGUGUGAGCCUGUUCCGACAGCUAUGCGGCAAUGAUAACCUAAAGCAUGUCGCUUUGGUAACCAUCAUGUGGAACGCACUAGACGACAAGGAGGUCGGAGUGUCACGGGAGACGGAGCUAUUCUGCCCGAAACCUCGUCGACAUCUUCCUUUCACAAGACUGCGAACAGCGUCUUGA
Messenger RNA from Colletotrichum phormii, 369 nucleotides. RefSeq lists its product as uncharacterized. The annotation marks the transcript as partial. NCBI's taxonomy places the organism in Eukaryota, Fungi, Ascomycota, Sordariomycetes, Glomerellales, Glomerellaceae. The record is from RefSeq and is a predicted model, not a curated record. The transcript has a single exon.